This is a messenger RNA of Carassius gibelio (silver crucian carp), 1410 nucleotides long. RefSeq names its product paraneoplastic antigen Ma1 homolog. The record is from RefSeq and is a predicted model, not a curated record. The transcript has a single exon. The coding region runs from base 1 to 1410 and encodes 469 amino acids. Lineage: Eukaryota; Metazoa; Chordata; Actinopteri; Cypriniformes; Cyprinidae. Gene Ontology annotation, molecular function: nucleic acid binding; zinc ion binding.
AUGAAUCUGGCAAAGACUGUUGAGUGGAGCAGAGAAGAGAAUGCAAAUCUCUCACGUGCCAUUGUAUUGAGCAAUGUUCCUUUAGGCACAAGUGAUGACACUAUUAAAAAGGUGUUAAACACAGUAAAAGUUUUUGGUCGCAGUAGAAUACGUGGUCGCCGUGGUGAUGUAACUGGCAGAUGGUUGUUUAUUUUAGUGGAGGCCAGUGCCGAUCUAGAACCUGAUGUUAUACCUACUGAGAUAGGUAUAGAAAAUGAAGCUGGACCCUGGAGUGUCAACUUAGUGGGCAGUCUAGUAGCUAGUGGUCCUGCCUCUGAAGGUGAUACUUUUCAGCUCAAGCUGCAAGCAUUGUUGCAGCAGGAGGGUAAAUCUAUGGAUGAAGUGAAGGCCCUGAUUGUGGAAAAGCAGUCUCCCAAAUCAGAUAUCAGUGUUGACCUUGUUGAUGCCAUAGGUAAAUUGGUAGAUCGGUGCAACCAAGUUUCCAGUGAUGGUCCUGCCUACAGAAAGCUGAAGUUGUUUUCAGGGCUGAAACCUGUCCCUCCAGGUGAAGAAGAGUAUGAAAUCUGGAUGGAGCAGGCCGCUCAAAUGAUAAGUGAAUGGCAGUGCACCGAAGCUUCAAAGAAACAACGUAUCGUUGAGAGUUUACGAGGUCCUGCUGCUGAUAUUGUCAGGUUUUUAAAAGUGAGUAAUCCUUCUGCAAAUGCAAAUGAGUACUUAGCUGCCCUUGAGACUGCAUAUGGAACUACUGAGAGUGGGCCUGACCUUAUGGCUAGAUUUCGUCACACCUACCAGGAAAAUGGAGAGAAACUUUCAGCUUUCUUGUAUCGCCUAGAUAAACUUCUCCACAGAGCCUUGUUGAAAGGUGGGAUUGAUGCUGGUGGCAUAAAUAGAGCCAGAAUGGAGCAGUUAAUUAAAGGAGCCCUUACCAAUGAUAUGGUUGCCUUGCGAAUCAGAAUGACUCACACUUUGCAGAGUCCUCCUUCUUUUUCACAGUUGAUGAAAGAAAUACGUGAAGAAGAACACUGGGUAGCUGCAAGGGAAAAUGUUAAAGCAUCUGUGGCCACUGUCGUCUCUCCCCAGGCAUAUGCGCCAUCUGAAUUACAAAACCUGAAGAAGGAGGUUAAAGAGCUAUCUACACAGGUGAGUCAACUGUUGAAGGUGGCGACUGUGCCUUGUGGUUCUGAUCCUGCUCCUCAGAAAACAUCCAUCAAAAACUCUGAGACUGUGCACCGAGACAACUCUCAAAACGCUAAACCCAUUCAGCAACCAGUGCCUGUGAUCUUUUGCUACAAAUGUGGUGAAGACGGACAUAAGAAGUGGGAGUGCAAGGCACCUGAGGACCUCAGAAAAGUGAAUCAGAAGCUGAUGAAGAUGCAGCGCCUGCAGGGAAACUGGGCAGGAGCUCAGUGA